Messenger RNA from Caretta caretta (loggerhead turtle), 3533 nucleotides. RefSeq names its product CDKAL1 threonylcarbamoyladenosine tRNA methylthiotransferase (gene CDKAL1). Gene Ontology annotation, biological process: tRNA methylthiolation. Lineage: Eukaryota; Metazoa; Chordata; Testudines; Cheloniidae. Gene Ontology annotation, cellular component: endoplasmic reticulum. Gene Ontology annotation, molecular function: 4 iron, 4 sulfur cluster binding; tRNA (N(6)-L-threonylcarbamoyladenosine(37)-C(2))-methylthiotransferase activity. The record is from RefSeq and is a predicted model, not a curated record.
CCGCCCUGGGAGCCCGUCGCGGGUGCGACGUUUUGACGUGUGAAGGGGCGGGGCGGACGGCAGGCAUCAUGGUGGAGUCCAGCUGAGGGCGCGGGCUGGGAGAUACUUUAUUCAAGAGAACUUAAGACACGUUGCAUAAAUCAAGAUGCCUGCUGCUUGUGAUUCACUGCUUGAAGAUAUUGAGGAUAUUGUGUCAGCACAAGAUGUGAAACCACAUGACCGACAGUUUGCACGAAAAAAUGUUGUUCCUAAAGUGCGAAAACGCAGUUCACAAAAAAAUGUUCAGGCAGAUGAUGAUCCACCAAGCGAUAGCAUUAUUCCCGGUGCGCAAAAAAUUUGGAUACGCACAUGGGGAUGUUCUCAUAAUAAUUCAGAUGGAGAAUACAUGGCUGGACAGUUGGCUUCUUAUGGGUACAAAAUUACAGACAAUGCCGCAGAAGCAGACUUGUGGCUUCUUAACAGUUGCACGGUAAAAAGCCCAGCUGAAGACCACUUCAGAAACUCAAUUAAGAAAGCCCAAGAAGACGACAAGAAAGUGGUUCUAGCUGGAUGUGUUCCACAAGCCCAGCCUCGUCAAGAUUACCUCAAAGGUCUGAGCAUUAUAGGGGUUCAGCAAAUAGAUCGUGUAGUAGAAGUUGUGGAGGAAACUAUUAAAGGUCACUCUGUGAGACUGCUGGGUCAGAAAAAAGAUAAUGGAAAACGGUUGGGGGGAGCUCGAUUGGAUUUGCCAAAGAUUAGGAAGAACCCACUGAUAGAAAUCAUUUCCAUCAAUACCGGGUGUCUCAAUGCAUGUACCUACUGCAAAACCAAGCAUGCCAGAGGAGACCUAGCAAGUUAUCCAGUUGAAGAACUAGUGGACAGAGCCAAACAGUCUUUUCAAGAGGGUGUUUGUGAGAUAUGGCUGACCAGUGAAGACACAGGGGCUUAUGGCAGAGACAUUGGCACAGACCUUCCUACACUUCUGUGGAAGCUGGUUGAAGUUAUUCCUGAGGGAGCUAUGCUGAGACUUGGCAUGACAAAUCCUCCCUAUAUUUUAGAGCAUCUGGAGGAAAUGGCAAAGAUUCUCAAUCAUCCAAGAGUAUAUGCUUUUCUUCACAUACCAGUCCAAUCUGCUUCUGACAGCAUACUCAUGGACAUGAAAAGAGAAUACUGUGUGGAAGACUUCAAACGGGUCGUGGAUUUCCUUAAAGAAAAAGUGCCUGGAAUAACAAUUGCUACAGACAUCAUCUGUGGUUUUCCAGGGGAGACAGAUGAAGAUUUUCAAGACACCAUGAAACUUGUAGAAGAGUACAGGUUUCCAAGCCUCUUUAUUAAUCAGUUUUACCCACGUCCAGGGACUCCUGCUGCAAAAAUGCAUCAGGUUCCAGCCCUAGUGAAAAAGCAAAGAACUAAGGAUCUAUCCCAACUUUUUCAUUCAUACAAUCCUUAUGAUCCUAAGGUUGGCGAGAGACAGAGAGUUCUAGUAACAGAAGAAUCUUUUGAUUCCCAGUUUUAUGUUGCUCACAAUCAGUUCUACGAGCAGGUUCUCGUGCCAAAGAACCCUGAAUUCAUGGGUAAAAUGGUAGAAGUGGACAUUUAUGAAGCAGGGAAACAUUUUAUGAAGGGGCGGCCAGUGUCAGAUGCCAAUGUGUUCACUCCAUCCAUCACCAGACCGCUAGCAAAAGGACAGGUUUCCGGUAUAACAGAGGAGUUCAGAUAUGUGCUGGAAAAUGGCUUGAAUUUGAAAGCAUGCCCUUCUGCUGGAAUCCGAGAAAAAGCAUCACUGAGUUCCAGGAAGGUGAUGCAACUUCCUUGGCAGCAAGAAGGAGGUGGACUGAAGAUGCUGUCUGUCAGCCUGGCUUUACUGGCAAUUCUUGUUACUUUUUAUUAUGGAGGUGUUUAAAUAGAACACUGAACUGAAUGAAGCUUUUGUGAACAAAAAUAAAGUGCUGAUUAAAAUCUUCAGAGGAAAUCUAUUUAAAAAACAGAUGUAAACUGAGCAAUAAUUUGUACUCACCCUAAGCCUUUCCUUUCAUCCACAGUUUAAGUGAGAUGCAUCCUGCCCCUAUUUGCAUGCUGUGGUUAUUUUAUCAAGAGCAGGAAAAUGGGUUGUCACAUCAGACUUUUUCUCUUGUAGAUUUUUUUUCUUUUUAAAGAAAAAGCAGGUGUUUGCUUAUUUGUCUUUUACGUAGCUGCAGGUAAAUGCAUAUGUAGGAAACCCAUUAAAUUGUUAAGGAAUGUUUUCUCUGAAGAAGUAUUGAUCUUGGGAUGCUGAGCAUUUGAAGCUGCCUUAAACCUUUUUCUUGAUGCUUGUCUUUGUAUAUUAAAAUCAAAUAUUCAGUAGUAGAACUGUUCGACCAUUGCAGUUUGUCAUCUGUCACCGCUGGUGUGUCAGCCAUGUCUGAAGUAAUUUUUGGCCUACAACAAAGAAACAUCAGUAGCUCAGCCUCCUAACUAGGAACAUUAAAGAACAUACUCACUUUGUUCUAAAUAUAUGAAAAAAGAACUGUUACACAGAAAUAAUUUGAACACUUUUGUUUGUUAUUGUUGAGUGGGAAAUUCAUGAAUUUCUGUAAAAGGCAAAUUUAGUGGGAUCAGCAUAGGCCUGACCCAACGCCCAUUUAAAUCAAUGUGAAUCUUCCCGUUCUCUUCAGUGGGCAUUAGAUCAGGCCUUAUAUAAGUAAUGUGAGAAUACUUUGUUAUUGGGGAAAUAACAUUUCACAUACACCACAAAUUGUUGUUUGUUCUUUUUAACUCUAUUCUUUUCAAGGAGGUAGCAUUAUCUAGUGGAUAGAGCACUGGAUGUUUUCAGGAAGUCUCCGCUCCAUUCCCAGCUCUGCCAGUGAACCUGCUGCAUGACCUAGUUCAAGUCAGUUCCCUUCUCCGUGGCCUCACCCAAGCUGUCUAUCUUGUUUAAGCUCCUUGGGUCAGGGACAGUCUCUGAUUAUGUAUUUGUACAGUGCCUAGCACACGGGCCUCAGUCCUGGUUGAGUUCCUAGAUACUAAUGUAGUACAAAUAAAUAAUAACUUGAGUAAAAAUGUUGUGUACCUUUCAAAGAAACAUAAUUAAAGUGAGGAUUCAUAAUAGUUACAGAUAAUUAAACAGGAAGAUCCAUCAUUAGUCUUUCAGUAAGAAACAUGCUUAUCUUCAGAAAAUAUGAAUUUGUAAUGACUACAAACAAGAUCCAAGAUUGCCAAUUUCAAGGGCUUUAAAAUUGUGAGAGGUUUUUUUAUAAGUUGGAUUGUUAUUUGUUUUGCAGACUUGAGCCUCUUGAAAUUUUGAGCAGAUUUUGAGAUUUUGUUUCAGUGAAACGAGCUCUGUUCACCUUUUGAGGCUUUUCUCCACAACUAUGAGGGCUAGAAACUUACUUUAAAAAAAUGAAAGCUGAAAUUCUCACUGAAACACUUGAUUCCAGGAGCUGAGGCAUGCAGAAAAACACCAGAUAUUAUGAGAAUCACAAUAAAAUUGCAAGAGUAUUGCUAUCAUCAAUAAAUCAGGAAAAAUGUCAUCUUGUAGAAAUAAGAUAUACAAAUAAAUUCUACCCUCUACCCAC